This is a messenger RNA of Helicoverpa zea (corn earworm), 2996 nucleotides long. It is a transcript of the gene Ir25a, whose product is annotated as ionotropic receptor 25a. The record is from RefSeq and is a predicted model, not a curated record. The transcript is spliced from 12 exons. NCBI's taxonomy places the organism in Eukaryota, Metazoa, Arthropoda, Insecta, Lepidoptera, Noctuidae. Gene Ontology annotation, cellular component: plasma membrane; postsynaptic membrane. Gene Ontology annotation, biological process: monoatomic ion transport; synaptic transmission, glutamatergic; modulation of chemical synaptic transmission. The coding region runs from base 94 to 2850 and encodes 918 amino acids. Gene Ontology annotation, molecular function: transmitter-gated monoatomic ion channel activity involved in regulation of postsynaptic membrane potential; glutamate-gated receptor activity.
UGGGUAAACCACCCCAGUCGCUGGUCAGAUAGCUAGGCGGUCAGUGGAUUGAGCGGCAAUAACGAUGCGCGAUAUAAAAUAGUGAUAGAGAAAAUGUCUACAGUUACUGUGUUACUCUUAUUUAAUUUAGUUCAUAUAGCUUUUGGGCAAACCACUCAAAAUAUUAAUGUUUUACUGAUCAACGAGGAGAGUAAUGCUUUGGCUGAGAAGGCAUUUGAAGUGGCUAAGGAAUAUGUGAGACGAAACCCAAGCUUAGGUCUUGCUGUGGAUCCUGUUAUUGUAGUGGGAAACAGAACAGAUGCAAAAUCAUUUUUGGAGAAUGUUUGCAGAAAAUAUAAUGACAUGCUCCUGGCGAAGAAGACUCCACACGUCGUUCUCGACUUCACAAUGACCGGCGUGGGCUCCGAGACCAUUAAAUCCUUUACAGAGGCUUUGGGCUUACCCACCAUAUCGGGCUCUUUCGGACAAGUCGGUGACCUGAGGCAAUGGAGGACCCUGAACGCUAAUCAAACAAGGUUCUUACUGCAAGUCAUGCCCCCAGCUGAUAUUCUUCCAGAAGCGAUAAGAGCUGUCGUCACUAAACAAGAUAUAACAAACGCCGCUAUUAUUUUCGACGAAUUCUUUGUUAUGGACCACAAAUACAAAUCUCUACUUCAAAACAUACCGACACGGCACGUGAUCACGCCGGUAAAGAGUUUUGAAGCUAACGAAAUUAAAACACAGCUCGAAAGUCUCCGAAAUUUGGAUAUUGUGAAUUUCUUUAUCGUUGGGAGUUUAAGAACUAUAAAGAAUGUUCUAGACGCCGCAGAUAAGAACCAAUACUUUGGAAGGAAAACUGCUUGGUUUGCUCUGUCAUUGGAGAAGGGCGACAUUAGCUGCGGUUGUAAAAAUGCCACCAUCGUGCACAUGCGACCGACGCCAGACGCGAAUAGCAGAGACCGAUUGGGAAAGAUUAAAACCACAUACAGUAUGAACGGCGAGCCAGAAAUUACAUCCGCCUUCUAUUUCGACCUGUCUUUGAGAACGUUUUUAAGUAUCAAAUCACUACUGGACUCUGGCAAGUGGCCAAACGACAUGAAAUAUAUUACAUGCGACGACUACGACGGCAAGAAUACACCAAACAGGACCUUGGAUCUCAAAACGGCGUUCCAAGAGAUAAAAGAGACGCCAACAUACGCUCCGUUUUUUAUUCCACAAGAUGACCCGAUGAACGGCAGGAGCUAUAUGGAAUUUAGCACUGAUUUGCUAGCGAUCACGGUCAAAGACGGCGCUUCUAUUAGCAGCCACUCGCUGGGUUCCUGGAAAGCUGGCCUCUCGUCUAACCUAACCUUGACUGACCCUAAUAACAUGAGUAAUUACUCCGCGCAGCUAGUGUACAGAAUCGUCACAGUCGAGCAAAAGCCGUUUAUUAUACGAGACGACAAAGCCCCUAAAGGCUUCAAAGGUUAUUGUAUCGACCUCAUCGAGGAGAUUCGGCAAAUCGUUAAAUUCGAUUAUGAAAUAAUACUAGCGCCCGACGGCAAUUUCGGUACAAUGGAUGAGAAUGGGAACUGGAACGGAAUUAUCAAAGAGCUCGUUGAUAAGAAAGCGGAUAUAGGCCUAGCUUCGCUGUCCGUUAUGGCUGAAAGAGAAAAUGUCGUCGACUUCACGGUACCGUACUACGAUUUAGUCGGAAUAACAAUAAUGAUGAAACUGCCAAGAACACCGACGUCCCUAUUUAAAUUCCUAACUGUUCUGGAAAAUGACGUUUGGCUUUCGAUAUUGGCUGCAUACUUCUUUACCAGUUUUUUGAUGUGGGUUUUCGACAAGUGGAGUCCAUACAGUUAUCAAAAUAACCGAGAGAAAUACAAAGAGGACGAGGAAAAGAGGGAGUUCACUUUGAAGGAGUGUCUAUGGUUCUGCAUGACGUCACUAACCCCUCAGGGAGGCGGUGAGGCGCCGAAAAACUUGUCUGGGCGACUGUUGGCGGCCACUUGGUGGCUUUUUGGUUUCAUCAUAAUCGCAUCGUACACGGCCAACUUGGCUGCGUUCCUGACUGUUUCACGGCUGGACACACCUAUCGAGUCACUGGAUGACUUGUCAAAACAAUACAAGAUACAGUACGCCCCGCUUAAUGGGUCGGCGGCCAUGACUUACUUCCAGAGGAUGGCUAAUAUCGAGGAGAAGUUUUAUGAAAUAUGGAAGGAAAUGAGUCUAAACGACAGUUUGAAAGAGGUCGAACGCGCCAAACUGGCCGUCUGGGAUUACCCAGUCAGCGACAAAUACAGCAAGAUGUGGCAGGCAAUGGAAGAAGCCGUUCUGCCAAACACCAUAGAGGAAGCUAUUCAACGCGUCAGAGACUCCAAGAGUUCCAGUGAAGGUUUCGCUUGGUUAGGCGAUGCUACUGAUGUGAAGUACCAUGUCAUGACGAGUUGUGAUCUCCAGUCAGUUGGAGAUGAAUUCUCAAGGAAGCCGUAUGCCAUUGCCGUGCAACAAGGAUCUCCUUUGAAAGACCAGUUUAAUAAUGCGAUCCUGCAACUACUAAACAAGCGAAAACUGGAGAAACUCAAAGAAAUCUGGUGGAACAACAACCCGGAGACUAUGAAAUGUGAGAAGCAAGACGACCAGUCCGACGGUAUCUCCAUUCAGAACAUCGGAGGCGUAUUCAUAGUUAUAUUCAUGGGAAUUGGACUGGCUUGUGUCACUCUUGGAGUGGAGUACUGGUGGUAUAAGUGGAGGAAGAGGCCUGUUGUUGGAGAUGUGACUCAGGUGGAGCCAGCGAAAUCAACCAGAAACAACGUUGACAAACAAGGUGAAGGUUUUACUUUCCGCGGAAGGAAUUUAGGUCUCACUUUUAAACCUAAGUUCUAAAAUACUAGAACAAAAACUAUUAUCCGUAGGUAUUUUGGUAUUUCCAUAUGUUCAUUGAUCUCAUUUUAUUUAAAUAAGUAUAUUUGUGUAGAUCUGCCCCAAUGUAUGCAAGUGUGAUUGCAAUAAACACGUAUAAACACCACAAA